Gopherus evgoodei (Goodes thornscrub tortoise) is the source of this 1511-nucleotide messenger RNA. Its product is annotated as cytochrome P450 4B1-like. The transcript has 12 exons. Gene Ontology annotation, molecular function: iron ion binding; heme binding; monooxygenase activity. NCBI's taxonomy places the organism in Eukaryota, Metazoa, Chordata, Testudines, Testudinidae. The record is from RefSeq and is a predicted model, not a curated record. Bases 49 to 1467 code for a protein of 472 amino acids.
CAGGACAAUGAGUGCAGUUUGGGGGAGCCAGACAGAAGCAGCAGGAAUAUGACAUCUGUGCUAGAGACAGGGUUAAAGCCUGCCUGGUCCUGGCUGGGGGUGGAUAUCUAUCGGAUUUUUCACCUGGCUGCUGUGUUUGGCUUGACCUGCGUGGUGUUGAAAGUGAUUCAGCUGUAUCACCGGAGGCAGGAACUGAUCAAAGCUUUCAGCAGAUUCCCAGGCCAUCCGACCCACUGGCUAUACGGCCAUGUCCAUGAGCUUCUACAAGAAGGGGAGGUUUUAAACAAAGUAGAGCAAUGGAGCCAGAAGUACCCAUACGCCUUCCCUCUCUGGUUUGGGAGCUUCUCAGCAUUCUUAAACAUCACCCACCCUGAUUAUGCCAAGGUCUUAUUUGCCCGGGGAGAUCCCAAGGAUAACGUUACCUAUAGGCAUAUAGUUCCAUGGAUUGGGAAAGGAUUAUUGGUCUUACAUGGGCCAAAGUGGUACCAACAUCGUAAACUGCUGACUCCAGGGUUUCAUUAUGAUGUUUUGAAACCUUAUGUGCUAUUGAUUGCAGAUUCUACCAAAGUGAUGCUGGAUAAGUGGGAACAGCUGAUCGCACAGGAGAAGUCAGUGGAGCUCUUUGAACAUGUCAGCUUGAUGACUCUCGACAGCAUCAUGAAAUGUGCCUUCAGUUACCAGAGCAACUGCCAGACAGACAGGAAGAAUUCCUACAUUCAAGCUGUCUUUGACCUCAGCUACUUGGUUCACCACAGGCUGCGCAUCUUCCCGUAUCACAGUGAUCUCAUUUAUUGGCUCAGCCCUCAUGGUUUCCAAUUCAAGAAGGCCUGUCAGCUUGCGCAUCACCACACAGACAAGGUGAUCCAGGAGCGGAAGGAAUCUCUCAAAGAUGAGCAAGAACGUGAGAAGGUCCAGAAGAAGAGGCACUUGGACUUUCUGGAUAUUCUUCUCCAUGCCAAAGAUGAAAACGGAGCUGGAUUAUCUGAUGAAGACCUACGUGCCGAGGUGGACACGUUUAUGUUUGAGGGUCACGAUACCACGGCCAGUGGGAUCUCCUGGCUCUUGUACUGUAUGGCCCUGCACCCAGAGCACCAGCAGAGAUGCAGGGAAGAGAUCAAGGAGAUUCUGGGAGACCGGACUACUAUCCAGUGGGAUGACCUUGGUAAGAUGACUUACAGCACCAUGUGCAUUAAGGAGAGCCUUCGCCUUUACCCUCCGGUACCUGGAGUGUCCCGACAGCUCAGCAAAUCCAUCACAUUCCACGAUGGACGCACUUUACCAGAAGGCUCUUUGGUUGCAGUAAGCAUCUAUCUCAUACACAGAAACCCCAGCAUGUGGAAAGAUCCACUGGCAUUUGAUCCAUGGAGAUUUUCUCCAGAGAACGUCUCUGACAGACAUUCUCAUGCCUUCCUGCCUUUUGCUGCUGGGUCAAGAUACCGGGAACAGAGACACAAAGAGAUUAAAUGACUUGUCUGGGACCAUGCAAGGAGUCUACCCCAUCUCAGACAAAG